Ooceraea biroi (clonal raider ant) is the source of this 992-nucleotide messenger RNA. RefSeq names its product histone-lysine N-methyltransferase SETMAR. Gene Ontology annotation, cellular component: condensed chromosome; site of double-strand break; nucleus. Gene Ontology annotation, molecular function: double-stranded DNA binding; single-stranded DNA endonuclease activity; DNA topoisomerase binding. The record is from RefSeq and is a predicted model, not a curated record. NCBI's taxonomy places the organism in Eukaryota, Metazoa, Arthropoda, Insecta, Hymenoptera, Formicidae. Gene Ontology annotation, biological process: DNA double-strand break processing; DNA integration; replication fork processing.
UAGAAUUUAUGAUGGAAAAGAAACAAUUGCGAGCGAUAUUCUUGUACGAGUUCAAACUAGGCCAUAAAGCAGCAGAGGCUACUCGUAACAUCAACAGCGCAUUCGGCCAGGGAACCGCAAACGAACGUACGAUGCAACGUUGGUUUCAAAAAUUUCAGAAUGGAGAUGAGAGCCUUGAAGAUGAAGAAGGUCGUGGACGUCCAUCGAUAGUUGACAACGACGAAUUAAAGGUGUUGGUCGAGGCAGAUCCGCGCAUAACGAUUCGAGAGCUUGCUGUAAAGUUAGACGUAAGUCAUCCAACAGUUCUGGAUCACCUCAGACAACUUGGAAAAUCAAAAAAGCUCGACAAAUGGGUGCCGCAUGAAUUGAAUGAAAAUUAAAAAAAUCGUCGUUAUGAAGUGUGCUCUGCGCUUCUUUUACGCAACAACAACGAUUCAUUCCUCGAUCGCAUUGUGACAUGCGAUGAAAAAUGGAUUCUAUACAACAACCGGCGGCGCUCAGCACAGUGGUUGAACCAUGGCGAAGCUCCACAACAUUUCCCAAAACCGAAGCUGCACCAAAGGAAGAUCAUGGUGACGGUUUGGUGGUCAUCAGCCGGUCUGAUACACUACAACUUCCUGAAUCCAGGCGAAACCAUCACGGCAGAGAAGUAUUGUCAAGAAAUCGACGAAAUGCACCGCAAACUGCAACGACUGCGCCCGGCAUUGGUUAAUAGAAAAGGUCCUAUUCUUCUUCACGAUAAUGCCCGGCCACACGUCGCACAAACGACGCUGCAGAAACUGAAUAAAUUAGGCUACGAAACUCUGACUCACCCGCCAUACUCGCCAGACCUCUCGCUAACAGACUACCACUUUUUUAAACACCUCGACCACUUCCUGCAAGAGGAAGUCUUCAACAACCACGGUGCUGUUGAAAGUGCCUUCCGAGAGUUCAUCGAUUCCAAGACGUUGGAAUUCUACGUUACCGAAAUAAAUAAACUUAUUUCUCGUUAG